UGCCCUGGGCUUUCUGUGCUGCUUGUUUUUCCUCUAAGAUCGCUUUUAAUCCAGAUAAGCAUCACAAACCACCCUGCAGCACUGCUCUGAAGUGGUAAUCAGGAGGUAGGAGGGAUUAAUGGCUGAAGGAGGUGGUGGCAGAAGCCCUGGCAGCGUGGGCACAGAGUAAUUCGUCCUGCGAUGAGUCAGUGGGAGGCACAGUGAUUCUGCAUUGUGCCACAUUCAAGUGGCACGGCAGUGAGGAGCAGGCAGUGUUCCCUUAGCUCCCAACCCUUUAAAUCCAUACUCAGCCUGGACCUGCAACUGCAGCAUUGUCAUCAAUUAGGAGGAAAUUCAGCCGUGCCUGCCUUGGAGGGUGAGGUUUUACAAUACGCUUCUUCCAGUGUCAUUGCAUGUGGCUGGUGACAGUGGUGACAUCCCACCCCAUCUCCUGCCUCUCUCAUUCCUGGGGAUGUGGUGGCUCACUUGGCCACCCUCAGGCACCAAGCUCGCAGCCUCGUGAGCCUCACGCCCAAGCGAGAGCAUGGGGUGAGCUGCCAUAGGACUGCAGAGCCUCUGGGUCGGGUGUGAGCACUUAGUGGGAUGGUGGUAGAGGCAAGGGGAACCCACCUGCUGGCCCCAGCCUGGAACCAAACAUGCAGCUGCUGGUGGCUGCUGUGAUCUGUGGGAUGCUGGGCACCAGGGCCAGUCCCCUCAGAUGGCAUUUAGUGCCUGCAGGGAGUGCCAGCGCCCACUCCUAACGCUGGGUGAGGAUGGAAAAUAUGGAGAGUUGUGGUAGCCACAAACAGCUACAACAAAAUAGAAAAAUGUGGUAGCAAGCAGGAGGUAAAGGCAGCUUGAGAAAUGGUGGUUAUAUGGGAGGGAGGAAGGGAGAGAUGCUUGCACUUGUUUAUUCAUUCAUAUUUUUACUGACCUUGUCAUAUUUAGGCUACAUCAGAAGUGUUUUACAACCAGUGAUGAUUUGGGGAAUGGGAGCACUCUGUAGGGUCUUUUGAAACACCUCCUGGCCUAGUCUUCCUACGUGCACUGAGCUCAGGUCAUGCUGCACUGCUGAGGUGUGAGCACAGAUCUUGUUCAGUCGUUGUGCUUUGUAUUUUCUUUUGCUAGCAGGCUGUAAUCAGCCAGGAGAUGAGGGAAAAGGAAACUGCACCGUGCACUGAGACCUCUGCCUUUUCUGAGCUGGCACAGGAAAGUCCAUUUCUAUGACAGCUGAGCUGAGAAAACAAACCACCACCUCCCUCAUAUUCCUAAACAGUUGGUGAAAUGGAAGUGGAUCAGCUCUGAUAUAAAAGAGCCUUACAGCUGAAGCUUGGUGUUUGGUGUUUUGAGAAACAAGCUGGGACAUCGGUGUCACUACUCUGAGUGCCUUUAUCCGCUAGUGAGGUACAAAGCCAGAGCCUGCCCAUUGUUCCUUGAAAAGUCCAUCAAGGACGUCGGAUAUACAGUGCAAUUCCUCUUGCAGCCAUCUGAUUUUGUUUCCUGUGAUAGUGAAGAUUAACGAGCGCUUUGUCAUAAACCUCAUUCACCUUUCCCUGGGCCAAAGGCAAAUUCUUCAAGUGAUGGAAAGGAAGGACACGAAGUCGGGGCCCAGGGGCAGCAGUGCCAGCACUGGGCAGGGAUCGGCGAAUGCUGCUGUGUGCUGUGCAUGUGAUGCCCUCGGUCUGUUGUUGCUACAUCAUGAUGGAUUGUGCUGGAUUUCACUCCCACAAAUCUCUCACUGAUGUGUAUCACAGGAGCUGUUUUGGCUGAGGACAGAGAGGGAGGCAGAAGUGCUCAGCUCCCAACCUUCCCAGCACAGGGAAGAGAUUCAAAGCCCUCCCUCGCUGUCUGACUGUUGUACAGGACUCACCCCAGGUCUAUGCAAAGCAGAUCCGUACCUUUUGCACUUGUUCACACCCUGUCCUACAUCUGCAGUAGGUUUUCACAUGGGGCUUUAUUUGGUGCCAUGCCUGUGCAGUAAUUGUGUUCUGUGCCAAUGCGUGCACUCGAGCACAGGGUCUGCAUGCCCCAAACAUGGUGAUCUGUGCUAUGAGCAGUGCAGAGCAACUACGCAGGGCUGCAAUUUCUUGUGCUGCAUCAAAGGAAGGACGUGCAUUGUCUUUUGCUAGACCCAUUACUCCAGGGAAGAGCUAGCUAGGCUGCUGAGAUCCGUCCCCUCAUUCUGCAUUCUUAUCUCUCCUAUGAGGUUUCUGCUGGCUUUCCCACUUCCUCAUAUUGUAUUCCUGGAAAAGGGAGGGUGGGAGUGGAAUUCUCCAUCAGACCUUUAUCUGCCACUGUGCACAAGGUAGUGGGCAAGCUGCAGUCCUGGUUUGUAGUGCUGUAUACUGAACUUUUCCGUUCACUUAGGGCAACCUGUGCUGUCCGCACCACCGCCAACCAACGCAUCAGCAAGGACUGGAACUGGCCAGAGGAGCUCCUGCUUGGGAAAUCAGGUUUGAUAGUGUCACUAUGUUGGAGCAGAUCCAUCUGCUGGCUGCCGUGACGGUUCUUGGGGUCCUGGAGCAAGCCUACUUCUUCCUCCAGGUGAUCCACGCCAGGCGCACGUUUGGCGUUUCUCCUCCCAACAUCUCAGGCCCACCUGAAUUUGAGCGGAUCUUUCGAGCACAGGUGAACUCCUCGGAGUAUUUUCCCAUUUUCGUGGCACUCCUGUGGCAGGCUGGACUCUUUUUCCACCAAGGUCUGGCUGCAGCCCUGGGCCUGCUCUAUCUUUACUCCCGCUACUGCUACUUUAUGGGAUACAGAGCAUCAUCCUCAGACAGGCUCACCCCCAUCUACUUCAGCAGCGGCGUUCUCUGGGUGCUCGUCGCAGCAGCGACCCUGGGCCUCCUGCAUUUCUUUCUCUCUCACUAUGUGGGUCUGAAUGUCCUCCGGCUGCUUGCAGCGUGAUGUCCUGGUCAUCACUGGCAUCACCACUUCGUAUCUGCUCCCAGCUACAAGCCCAUCUCACUGUGCUUCCAACACCUGUGCAGCUGGCAGAGCCACAGGGCCGUUCUGAAGGCUGUUUGUGCCCAGCACUCCGUGCCUAGCUGCUCUGUAUGACUGAUGGCCAAACCUUCUCCGAAGCAAGUAAUAUUUUUGGAAAACAGGAGAAGUAAGCUCUUCUCAGCCCCUGCAUCCAGCCCAGGCACCGUGGGGUCAGUGCAGCCUCCCAUGGUGCACAGCAGGAAGGGAAUUUCUGAGGAAGCACCUAUGGGCUGGGGCAGGGCAGAGACAAGGGGCGACCCAGAGCAGGUCCCUGCACACUGCUGGCUGUGCUGCGCCAGUGCUGCUGCACACAGCGUGCACAGGAGCUGCUGCCAAUAAAAGGAUGCUGAGCUUGCUGAGCUGUGCAUGUCCUCAUGGGUCUGCAUCUGGCAUAGGGCAAAACCUGUGUUUUGGGGUGCAGGGCUGUUUGGUUUCCCUGCAGGGAUGGGGACAAUAGUAGUGCAAAGCUGUUUUUCAGCAGUGCAGAGCACUUCAGGUGGGCUCAGUCCCUGUGACAACAGGACUGGAAACGCCGAUCCUAUGGGCUGGCAGUGCACAGCUCAGGGAACAGCAGAGGUGCUCUGAGCCCUCAGCACCAGAAACCUUUCACCAAAUUCGGCAAGAACAGCUGCAUCAGCGUGCUGCUGGAAUAACGGUUGUAUACCCCGUCAUGCUCCCUCCUUCCCCAGUGACAGGCAUAUCUUACACAUGAAGAACACAAGGCACUUUUUGGGGAAGUUAUGAACUUUGCGAAUUGCUUAACUUCCUUCCCUGAGGUUUAAAUUGCUUUGUCCAGCAGAGCCCCAGUCUGUUUCCCUUUCAGGCUCUUGAAUCCG
This is a messenger RNA of Phasianus colchicus (ring-necked pheasant), 3800 nucleotides long. Its product is annotated as leukotriene C4 synthase-like. NCBI's taxonomy places the organism in Eukaryota, Metazoa, Chordata, Aves, Galliformes, Phasianidae. Gene Ontology annotation, molecular function: glutathione peroxidase activity; leukotriene-C4 synthase activity; glutathione transferase activity. Gene Ontology annotation, biological process: leukotriene biosynthetic process. Gene Ontology annotation, cellular component: endoplasmic reticulum; membrane; nuclear envelope. The record is from RefSeq and is a predicted model, not a curated record.